CUCAGUGCAGUGUUAAUGUACUGGAGUGUCCAGUCAACCUCUGUCUGUUUCACAGGCCACACCGAGAAUCGGGGGCGGUUCCAGAAUGUGGCAGAACUCCGGCUGGCAGGUUUGGAAGUGACGGACAGCUGUGCUCGCUUGCUCGUGCGAUACCUUCCCCACCUGACCAAGCUGGACCUCAGCCAGUGUCCCCAGGUCACUGACCAGGCCGUCCACACGCUGACCGCUCCCACCUCCCCGCUGAGGGACACACUGACACACGUUAACCUCUCAGGCUGUGCGAGGGUCACCGACCAGAGCCUGGCGCUGCUGCGGCGUUGUCCGUCCCUGUGUCGUGUGGACCUGCGCUCCUGCCGCUUGGUGUCGCCCGACGCCUGUCAGCACUGGGCCCAGAACUGCGCCCGCUUCUCCUGCCCCGAGGACAGACUGCUGCUUAAGAACAGCUAACGGGCACACACUCCCCGCCACCGAGAGAGGGAGAGAGAGAGAGACGGCAUCGUUCGCUCCUGCUCUGCUCGCACUCAUGGGACGGGCCCAGAGAGAGAGAGAGAGAGAGUGGUACCGGGAUCGAGAGGGAGUGAGACUGUGACACCGGGAUCGAGAGGGAGGGAGAGAGUGUGACACUGGGAUCGAGAGGGAGGGAGAGAGUGUGACACCGGGAUCGAGAGGGAGGGAGAGAGUGGUACCGGGAUCGAGAGGGAGGGAGUGAGACAGUGUGACACUGGGAUCGAGAGGGAGGGAGUGAGACAGUGUGACACCGGGAUCGAGAGGGAGUGAGAGAGUGAGACAGUGUGACACCGGGAUCGAGA
Molecule: messenger RNA, 809 nt
Organism: Lepisosteus oculatus (spotted gar)
Lineage: Eukaryota; Metazoa; Chordata; Actinopteri; Semionotiformes; Lepisosteidae
Source: RefSeq, a predicted model, not a curated record